AUGGCUAAACCCCAAUACCACCAUCUAACCCCAACCCCCCAACAGGUGACCUACGAAUUCCCCGACAUCGCCUACAGAGAAAGCGAAGACUUCCAGAACAUAGCCGGCAAGAACCCUCCCAGCCAAGAACUAAUCAACACAAUCUACAAGAACUCCGCCUUUGCCAUCCGUUUCUAUGAAGAAAUCCAAGCCGUCAAAGGAACCACUUCAUCUCCGACUAAAUUCGUCAUCUCAGCCGCUCUCCAACCACCGAAAGACGCUUCUUCAGAUGCAGACUUCGAUGCGUGGUACCGCGAAGAACACCUUCCGGUUCUUUCCCGCGCACCAGGCUUUGUGCGCUCGCGCCGGUUUAAACUAGCCGCUGCGUCUACGCUGGAGGACUUCCAAUUUGGAGAUGCGAUGGAGACGGCGCCGAGGUAUUUGGCGCUGCAUGAGUUUAGUGGGGAGGUAUUGCCGUGGAAGGAGUUGGAAGAGAGUGGGCAGACGGAGUGGGCGAAGAAGGUUAUGGGGGGUUUGAUCAAGGAGGAGGUUGGGUUGUAUGAGGUUAAGAGGAUUUAUAGUGAGGAGGAGUGGGGGAGUGUUGGGAAAUAG
Molecule: messenger RNA, 591 nt
Organism: Alternaria metachromatica
Lineage: Eukaryota; Fungi; Ascomycota; Dothideomycetes; Pleosporales; Pleosporaceae
Exons: 2
Coding region: 1-591 (196 amino acids)
Source: RefSeq, a predicted model, not a curated record